GGGUACUUGUUUUUGUUGCGAAGCAGGAAGCUCCCCGUCUCUCAAAAUUGGGCGUGUGGUGGAUGUAACGUAAACACAGAUUUGCCUUUUAUUUUUAACACUUUGGAUACGUUAUAACGUAACGUCACCUUCCGGCAAUAUGCAGUUCCGUCGCUGAAGGGGAAGAAGAUAUUCCGGCAUUCCUGUAUGGUUGGCGUGUCGUGCCGAGAUGGCGCUGGAGGAAGGGGCGCGGAGCUGUCUGAUGCGCUUUCGCCACAGACUGGAAGAAGAUAUCAAGCCCCAGUACUUGAUGGACCACAUGAUCAGUGACGAUGUGAUGAGUGGCGAUGAGGAGGGGAGGAUCAUGUCUCAGCCCACCAGAAAGGAUCAGGCUGCGGCUCUGCUGGAGCUGCUGCUAAGGAAGGACAACCGUGCCUAUAUCUCCUUCUACAACGCCCUGGUCAAGGAGUUAUAUUAUGAUUUGGCCAACAUGCUUCAUGACGACCUACCGCAGAUCUCACCAAAUGCACUGAAGAGCUCCUCUGAUGGCUGCACGCCUUAUGUCCAGACAGUGCUAAGUGAAGGUGGUGUACCACAGAGGCCUGUGGUGUUUGUCAGCCGACUGGAGCUUCUGAACCAGGUCAGAGAGAAACUCUACCGGCUGAAGAGUGAGCCUGGCUGGGUCACUGUCUUCGGGAUGGCUGGCUCGGGUAAAUCUGUCCUGGCCGCAGAGGCCGUCAGACACCAGGGGGUCAUUGAAGAGUGCUUCCCUGGAGGUGUCCACUGGUUGUCCAUCGGCCAGUUAGACAAACCAGACCUGCUGGUGAAGAUCCAGUCAUUGUGUUUCCGCCUGGAGCAGAACCUGGAUUCCCAGUCUCUCCACCGGCCCCCAAACUCUCUGGACGAAGUCAAGGAGCGACUACGCUUCCUCAUGCUCCGCAGAUACCCGAGAUCUCUGCUGAUUCUAGAUGACAUCUGGGACAGUACAGUGCUCAAGGCGUUUGAUAUCCACUGUCGGAUACUUCUGACCACCAGAAAUAGAAGCCUCACUGAUUCUGUCAGCGGUGCUAAAUAUGAGGUGGAAGUGGAGAGCGGUCUGGAUGAAAACAAGGGAAUGGAGAUACUCGCUCUGUACACCAAAACUGAACUCACAGGACUGCCCGAGGAGGCUCGCAGCAUCGUGAGAGAAUGUAAAGGUUCCCCUCUGGUGGUGUCCUUGAUUGGAGCUCUGCUCAAGGAGAAACCUGACCGCUGGCGUUACUACCUUCGCCAGCUGCAGCAGAAGCAGUUCAAGCGUAUACGGAAGUCAUCGUCUUAUGACUACGACGCCUUGGACCAGGCCAUGGCUGCGAGCAUUGAGGUCCUGCCCGACGAACAUCGAGAGCUCUACAAGGAUCUCACAGUUCUGGAGAAGGACAUUAAAAUCCCUGCUAAGGUGCUGUCCGUUCUGUGGGACCUGGAGCCGGAGGAGGUGGAGGACAUUCUCGAGGAGUUUGUCAACAAGUCUCUGCUCUUCGUGGACGGUCACAAUAAACCCUGUCUAUAUUACCUCCAUGACCUUCAGCUGGACUUCCUGGUGGAGCAGAACCGCACCCAGCUGGAGAGCCUCCACACUAAAGUGGUGCGUCAGUAUCAGCAGCACUACAGAGAUGGUCCUCCUAUCUCGGGAGACGAAGAGUGUCUCUAUUGGAUCCGGUUUUUGACUUUCCACAUGGCUAAAGCCAACCUUUCGCAGGAGCUCUACUCCCUCUUGUUUUCUCUGGACUGGGUCAGCAUCAAGGCCCAGAUAAUGGGUCCAGCACACCUCAUUAACGACUACGUGGAGUAUGGACCAAUUCUGGACAAAGAGAACAGCGAGGUGCGCAGUCAGUUCCAGGAGUUCCUGUCUCUUAACGGCCACCACCUGGAGCAGCGUCCUUUCCCCGACGUGGUGCAGCUCGCUCUGUCUCAGCCGCUCGCCUCCGAGGUCUACAGACAGGCUCUGAUGCAGGCACAGGACCGCGCCCGCACAGGGAAACUCUACUUUGACUGGCUGAAUAAGAGCAGUGUAGAGAGUCUGUCCCGUCUGGUGAUCCACCCCCACCAGGGCUCCAUCUACUCGGCCUGCUUCUCCCACGACGGAGCCAAGAUCGCCACCUGUGGAGCCAGUAAGACACUCAAGGUGUUCAAAAGCACCACAGGCGAGAAGCUGACGGAGAUCCAGGCCCACGACGACGAGGUGCUCUGCUGUGCCUUCUCCCCGGACGACCGUCUCCUAGCAACCUGCUCUAGCGACAGGAAAGUAAAGGUUUGGAAUGUGGAGCGAGCGAUGCUGCUCAGGGUGUUUGCGGAGGAGCACGAAGAGCAGGUCAACCACUGUCAGUUUACAAACACGAGACGACGACUCCUGCUGGCCACCUGCUCCAAUGACAAGUUCAUGAAUGUCAAGGUGUGGAACCUCAACAGGCCAUCCUCCCAGAACACCAUGUUUGGCCACUUUGAGCCAGUCAACCACUGUUGUUUCUCCCCCGACGACACCUAUCUGUCCACUUCUUCCAAUGACGGCACUGUGAAGCUAUUUCAGGUGUCAUCCGCCAAUGAGUGGAAGACGAUCAAUGUGAGUGGCGUGUUUGCGGAGAGCGAUGAGGCCGUCCUCGUCAAGUGCAGCACCUGGACAGCAGAUGGCAAACGUAUCAUAUGUGCAGCGAGGAAUGCUGUCCUGGUGUUUGAUGUGGAGACAUCGGACAUGUUGUUGGAGAUCAGAACAAAUCGCCUGAGCAGCGUGCAAUACUGUCACGCCUGUCCUACCAGUAACCUGCUGGCCAUCGCAUUCUCAAACUACGCCGUGGAGCUGUGGGACUUGGAGGCCAAUAAAAAGAUGGCUGAUUGCAGUGGGCACCUGAGUUGGGUCCAGCGUGUUCAGUUCUCCCCUGACGGCUCGCAGCUGCUCUCGUGCUCCGAUGACCAGACUGUCAGGUUAUGGGAGACCAACAAGGUUCACACCACCUCUGCCGUCUGCCUGAAGAGAGACUCCGACGUUCUGUUCGGUGAUGAAGAAAUCACUGUAUCAGCUGCAGACAACUGCAACAGGCUGCAGGUUCGUGAUGGCAGGACGGGAUCAGUGCUGUUCCAGUCAGAAGAGAUGUCGUCCAGGAUCCGGUGUACCUGUUUGUGCAGGCAGCCCUCUGCAGUGGCUCUGGGCCAAGAGGACGGCACCACGCAGGUGUUGGAGGUACCCUCUGGGAGGCUCUUGGCCACUCUGCUUGGACAUACUAAGACGGUGCUGCACUGCCAGUUCAGCCAGAACGGCCAAACACUGAUCACUUCCUCAGAGGACACCACCAUUAGGGUGUGGAGGUGGCAGUUUGGGGAGGGUAAAGUACUUCAGGGUCACAAAGAGCAGGUCAGAUGCUUCUCUCUGCUCUCCGACUCAGCGGCCGACACAAGACUGCUGUCCUGGUCCUUCGACGGUACCGUCAAGGUGUGGGACACUGAGAGUGGAGAGAAGCUACAGGACAUCGAGGCUCACCGGGGAGCCAUUCUGUCCUGUCACGUCUCACCAGAGGGUUGCUUCUUCGCCACCACCUCUGCUGACAAAACUGCUAAGUUGUGGCACUGUGAGUCCUGGCAGUGUGUCCACACACUGAGGGGCCACCAAGACUGUGUCCGAAGCUGCCGAUUCUCCUGGGACGGCCGACGCCUCGCGACUGGAGACGACAAUGGAGAGAUCCGGCUGUGGAGCGUCAAAGACGGCUCUUUGCUCAAGAUCUGUUCGCGGGACGGUAAAGACGGCAUGGAUUCGCUCCACGGCGGCUGGGUGACCGACCUGCACUUCUCCCCAGACAACUCUCUCCUGGUCUCGACUGGCGGCUACAUCAAGUGGUGGGAUGUGGAGCGAGGCGAGGCCCUGCAGACCUUCCAUCCGACUGGAAGCGCCCUGAAGAGAAUCCACGUGUCAGCGGACUUCUCCACCUUCGUCACCAUCGACAGCAGUGGCAUCCUCUACGUCCUCCAGAGGGUGGUAUGAGGGCGACAGCGACGCCGACAACACGACAGAAACAAAGCGAUCAAACACUACAUUAGAGUGUUUGUUGGAUUAACGAUACCGACAGAGGGGAGAAUGUCAGCUGUGACAUCCCAGAAUCACACAAUUUACCACUGCACACCUUUCUACACUUGAACAGCGAACAGCAAUACAAUAGAUGAUUACAAACAUACUCUUUCGGUUCUUUAAAGUCAAAUGAUUCUGCUAACUUCACUUCACCUGUUUCUACCAGCCUUAAACACAACUGUGGUGUAAAGAUUCCUACUCCAGUCUCUCAUUUUUUUUUUACACUUGAAGAGAAGAUGCAAAUGUGCUUUUUGUACUCAAAACAAGAGAAAAAUGUCUUAUAAAAAACCACAUGUUUACUUACAACAAAAGCCAGCAGAACCCAUCGACCGUGUCUUCUCGCGUAGAACUUCUGAAUCAUUCAUUGCUAAUGAAGAGGUAAAUAUCUACAGGCUAAAGACGUGGGAUUCUUGCGUCAAUUCAAAUGUGUGUUAAUCCAUAUUUUCAUUGGUGCUGAACGAGCGAGCGUGUGACGCGAGGGUUUUUUUCCGCUCCACUGUUCGUGAUCGAUAUAUGCUAUCGUGCAUGUCUGGCGAUCCACGAGGAGCCGUGGAGUGCAUUUGACUCGUCCGUGCUGUGAUGUUUUUUUCUAAAAAGAUAUAUUUGUGCGUGAGGGUCAGUUUCUUUGUUGUAAAACUGUGAAAACUGCUCUGAGCCUGAGUGAGAAUACUGUUGGUACUGCAGGAUGUGUACGUUUUCUCUCUCAAUGCUCUUACGCCUUUUCCAGUCCACUGGCAUGGGAGUCUGGGGCACUUUGAAAUGCAUUAAAAAUUUAGUAGCAUGGUUAAGUUUUAAUGAGUACUCAUUUAAAAUUGAAUCCAAAAUCUCCUGAAAAGCCUGAGAGUCUAUUUGUAAAUGUGAACCCUUUGUACUUUUGAACUUUAAUCAAAGGUAAGCGUUUUCUAUAAAAGAAAAAUUCGCACAAUGUGAUGUAUAAUUUAUAUCAAAUUUCUACUUGCUCAUGUUAAGAGGUACUUUUUGUGCUUUUUGUUAAUUGUUAAAAAAAAAUUGUACCAGUUCUUUUUUUUUUAAUGCUCUAUAUACCACCUUUUUUCUUUUUUUUACACAGUUUUAUCUGCACAUUGUCUCACUACUGAGCCUUUUCCUGUUCUGUGCACUUUGAAGCAGGAGUGCGAUCUUUAAUGAAGCUUUUGGAAAUAUGGCUUCAUUUAAAAAACUGAGUCUUACUUAUUUGACAACACAAAUGUGUGUUCCUCCCUCUUCACGCCUAUUUGUGAUAAUGCAAUCUCCAGCUCCAGAGUGAUUAGCAUGCAAGGACAGGGGGCAAUAAAUGGACAAAAGCAAGGACGCGUUUCAACAUUUAUAAACAACGCUGUUGCCACUUUCACAUCGUGCCCUCCCCUGACUGGUGCUUUUUAAAGACUGGCAUGAAUUCAAUCAACAGAUUUCCCUCCCUGUGUUGGAGGUGUCUGUCACACGUAAUUGUUGAGAUAUCGAUGUUUGCUCAGGAUGUAUUGAUGCUGUUGUACGGUUUGGUACAAUGUGAGUGUAAUUUCAAAUUAAAUUGCAUACGUACA
Molecule: messenger RNA, 5607 nt
Organism: Scophthalmus maximus (turbot)
Lineage: Eukaryota; Metazoa; Chordata; Actinopteri; Pleuronectiformes; Scophthalmidae
Gene: apaf1
Product: apoptotic peptidase activating factor 1
Exons: 27
Coding region: 209-3985 (1258 amino acids)
Biological process (GO): regulation of apoptotic process; apoptotic signaling pathway
Cellular component (GO): apoptosome
Molecular function (GO): ADP binding; protein binding
Source: RefSeq, a predicted model, not a curated record